Messenger RNA from Trichoderma reesei QM6a, 1311 nucleotides. RefSeq lists its product as uncharacterized. The annotation marks the transcript as partial. The record is from RefSeq and is a predicted model, not a curated record. The transcript is spliced from 6 exons. Lineage: Eukaryota; Fungi; Ascomycota; Sordariomycetes; Hypocreales; Hypocreaceae. Gene Ontology annotation, molecular function: ATP binding; ATP hydrolysis activity.
AUGUCGUAUCGGGUGUUUGGGUUUGUGUUGAGGAGCCGUAAAUGGGCGAAGCUCGAUCUCAAGUAUCUCAGUCCCGUCAGCGAGGGCUCAAAAGAGCAGACGGCGUUUGACCAGCUGGUGCUCCCGAAGCAGCACAAGGACAUUGUGUAUUGUUUGGUUGACCAGCACUUUCGGAACAAGGAGGCGAGGGUUAGCGAUAAUGAAGAGGUGGACAUUAUUCGAGGCAAAGGGAAGGGCCUCAUUCUUCUGUUACAUGGAAGUCCAGGCGUGGGAAAGACAACAACUGCUGAGGGUGUUGCCGAACGCUUCAACAAGCCUUUGUUCCAAAUCACCUGCGGAGAUCUUGGUGCAACUGCCAGUGAAGUAGAAGCGGCCCUGGAGAGAAACUUUAGCCUGGCCAACCGAUGGGGCUGCAUCCUCCUCCUCGACGAAGCAGACGUCUUUCUCGCCCAGCGCUCCCCCAAGAACUUUGUCCGCAACGGCCUCGUAGCAGUCUUCCUCCGCGUCCUCGAAUACUACGCAGGCAUCCUCUUCCUCACGACCAACCGCAUCGGCGACUUUGACGAGGCCUUCACCUCCCGCAUCCACAUCUCCCUCUACUACCCGCCCCUCGACAAAUCGUCCACGCGCGAAAUCUUCCGCCUCAACCUGCGCAUCAUCAAGCAGCGCUUCCGCGACAAGGGCCGCGAAAUCGACAUCCACGAAAAGGACAUUCUCAAGUACGCCACCGCAUACUGGAAGAAGCACGAAAACAUGCGCUGGAACGGCCGGCAGAUUCGCAACGCGUGCCAGACGGCGCUGGCCAUGGCCGAGUUUGACGCCCAGAAUCGGAGCAUCAGCAGCACCAACGUGGGAGAAGAAGGAAAGAAGAAGAAGCAGGGCGUGAGGGAUGAGGAUGCCAAGGUCGAGUUGACGCACUUGCAUGUGCAAAUCGUGUCGGAUGCGUACCUCGAGUUCAUGCGCUACCUCAAGAGCAUCUACGGCUUCAGCGCGGACGAAGUCGCAAAGAAUAUGCGUCUCCGCGCGAAGCACCCAAAAGCGAAAAAGGACGAAGACGACGACGAUGAUACAGAUGACACGAGCGACGACGAGGCCAUCUACGGUCCCGUUAAGGGCGGUGGCGGGCCCCAGCCAUCGUCCAUGCCAUCGUCCAUGCCAUCAUCCAUGCCAUCAUCCAUGCCAUCAUCCAUGCCCCCGUCCGCCAUGAGCGCCAUGGCGCAGACGAUGAUGGGGAUGCCUCCCAUGAUGAUGAACCCUUCUUCUUCUUCUUCCAUGUCAAACGCGGGCCAUCAUGGUGCUGCUGUUUCUGCC